This is a messenger RNA of Prorocentrum cordatum, 1145 nucleotides long. The record is from the annotation of a GenBank genome assembly. Lineage: Eukaryota; Dinophyceae; Prorocentrales; Prorocentraceae.
CUCAAGGCAAAGGCUCGGGCGUCGGCCGCGCGCGUGGCCGCUGCGAUGUUCCCAUGUCGCUGAAGUGCCCUGUCCUUCGUGCAUCGGCCGCGUUGGUGGCUGUGCUCGCGGGGCACCUGAUGUGGAUGGCGGUUGCCUCCAGUGGCCGAUGGUGUGAUCUCGAGGUAGGAUGUGCGGCAUCGGCUCCACGUGUGCGCGGCACGCACUGCCGCAGUGUUGAUGCGAAGCGACGCCGCAUCCUCAACAGGGUCAAGGUGCUGUCUGCAUGCGACGCCUCGGAGAAGCAGCAAGCGUUGGCUCGUUCGGUGUCCUCGCGGUGCUCUCUACGUCCUGCUGCCGCGCUUGCCGCGGUCCCUCGUUCGGCGGCGGUUCCUGUCGUCGCUCGCCCCCGCGCUGGUGACGUUGAUCGGCGCGAGCUUUCGAACUCGCACUUUUCAUGCAUAUGGUUUUUAACUAGACGAUGGGCUUCGAGUUUCACUCAUGCAGGCGGUUCUGGCGGCCCUAUCGCGCGUGCAUGUUCCUGGACGCGGGUGGUACUCCUGACGUUGCUUCCGCCGCCCUGGCUGCCCGUCGCGUCUCCAGGCGUGCGCUUCGUUCGCGGCAUCGCCCGCUUCUUGCUGUGCAUGCUGAGGGUGUCAUGGAGGAAGACUUUACCCUGGCCGCUGCCUUUUCGGAGUGCGUCAAGGACGACCUGCCGCGAGGGGGGAAGACUUUUUCUGGCAGUCGCUUCUGUCCCCAGAGGUCUGCCGCGAUGGUGGUUGCGGGUUGUGAGGCUGUUAUCCAUGCCAAUGGUUCGGACCAGGACGGUGACGAAUACGUUGCCUUUCGGGGAGGUUGCUUUGCUGCGGAUGUGUCUGGUGGAGGUGUACUUUCGGCAAUUUCGGUUGCAGAUGUGGACGAUCCUCUGCACGCCGCUGGUGCAUCUGAUUCCGCCGCGGUCGCAGCUGCUACUACGAACGGCGUGCACGACUGAGGACCGAGCCCCGCCUGGAGCAAGUGAACUGGCUCUCGCUGAGAUGACGGCGCCCACCUCCGGCUCCGUUGCGCAAGCCGCGGGGGUGCCGAACUCGAUCGACCUCCUCAUUCUGCGCGUGGUUCAGCUCACGAACACGAUGAGUGAGUUCAUCCACUUGCUUGCCGCACCC